Mizuhopecten yessoensis (Yesso scallop) is the source of this 4605-nucleotide messenger RNA. Its product is annotated as titin-like. Lineage: Eukaryota; Metazoa; Mollusca; Bivalvia; Pectinida; Pectinidae. The coding region runs from base 107 to 3133 and encodes 1008 amino acids. The record is from RefSeq and is a predicted model, not a curated record. The transcript has 22 exons.
UAUGGCGGCCGUGAUUUAAAGUUUUGACUGGCACGAUAACAGGACAUACAUGUCACGAUAUUGUCGGACAGGGACCGUAAUUUGGAUUAUACAGUGAUUUCCAAUCAUGGAUAGAGGGAGAUUAAACCUAGAGGCUUUAGCUGAGGAGGAAGAUGAAGAGGAAGUGGAAAAUACAAAACGAGACAGUUCAGAUGAUUCGGACAGUUCGGGAGAUGAGGAACCAGAUCCCUCUGCUAGACGUGAACCUAACAAGUUUGACAACCUCUGUGAUGGUGUUCUCAACUCUAUGGCACUUGUACACGGCUCCAUCAGAGAGCUGCUGGACAUGAAGGAUGAGAUGCUGAAACAUGCUUUACCUCCAACACUGCUGAUCAAACUGGCCACCAUUACAGGGAAGGUGUUCAGGAGUAUAAGUGAUCUGAACAUGCCGGUCAAUGAACUAGUGAGAUUAGUACAUGUGUACUCUACUCCUUGGGAGGAAAAAAGUACUGCCCUCAAAAAACUCCAUGAGGACUACGAGAGCAAACAGCGACAACUCAACAUUGCAAUCAAACGCCUACAACUUGUGGACGCACAUUCUAAAAGAAUUGCCAGAGAGAAGAGAAUUAUGAACUGGGAGAAAUUAUUUGCCAAAAUUAUGAGUAACAAGGGACACGGGAGAAGGUGGAAGUUCCUCAUAGAGACCAUCAAACAGAAGGCUCAGCUCGGACUUGAACAUGUACAAGAAUACUCGAAAGCAUUAGAGGAGAGUUCUGAGGAGGAAGGCGAAGACGAUGACGAAAUUCCUAUAAAGUUGAACAGACAGGAUGAUGGGGGUGAUAGCGACAAACUUUCAGAUUUAGAAGAGGAGGAGAAUGAGGAAGGAGGGGUUGAGGAGGAGAGUGAGAAGGCUGAUACAGAGGAAGGUGGGGAAGAGAGUGCAGAAAACCAAGAGGAAGACGGCAAAGAAGAAACCGAGGACCCAAGCAGUCGUGUUGGAACACCCAAGAAAGUAAGGUUUGCUGACGAAAAAAAGGUUGAGCCUACAAAGGAAGUGUCGACGUGGACUCAUGAGCCGCAGUAUGACAACUUCCUGUACAUGCGAGUGUUUACACCAACGGGACUGGACCAAAAGGACAUCAAAUGUAUGAUCAAAUAUGGAGCUAAAACCCACAAAACAGGACGACUCGAUCCCGAGGAACAGGAGCCCCCACCUGAAGAACCCAAGCCAAAGGCUAAAGGUCUAAUUGGAUCUAAGGGAAAAGCUUUACAAGAAACAGAAACAGAUAAGUUAGAGAAAAAGAAGAAGGCAGAAGAGAAGGCCACCAAGUCAAGAUUUGAGGAGAUGUCCUUUGACAUCCCUGAAGAGGUACCAGAUGGGGUAUGGACCAAACCAACCAAGGAGGAACCUCAGAACAUACAAGUGUCUGUUCAUGUUGGUCCUCAGGAGGAAAUCUUCGCCAUGGCAACCAUAGACAUGGAGGAUAUCAAGGCGUUGGAUUUGAAGGAGGUGUACCUACCUGAGCCCCAUGGGGAUGACGACGUCCCGACGACCCCCAGAGGUCGUGGGGGAAGAAGUGAUGUGGGCGACUUUGACUCGCUUUCUGAUGAUGUGGAGAUCAGUCUACCAGGAGAGGAUGUUAAGAAACAGCAAGAACCUGUGGCCAAUGAACUUGUAAAGGACAUAGAAGCUGUUCCGUUCCCCUUGUUGUCGGUUAACCCUGCUAAAGGUGACUCCAUGCAUGCAUCUUGUGGCACACUUCCACUUGUCAUGUACAUAGGCAAACGUCUCAAGCCCCAGGAAUUCAAUCGACAGUGUGGAACAAUGACCUUGAACUCCUUGGUGUUUGAUCUGGCUGGUAUUGACCUUGACACAUGGAGGAAAGAAGACCUGAACAAGGAACUAAGAGAUCAGGCCAGCUCAGCCCUACGCUUGACCCCUGAACCACCAAAGGAGCCAACCCCCCCUCCCCCACCCCCGAAGGAACCAACUCCUCCUCCCCCUCCCCCUAAGGAGCUUACACCACCUCCUCCAAAAGAACCAACUCCUCCACCUCCUUCCAAGGAGCUUACCCCUGAACCAAAGGAGGAAAUGAUUCUCAAGCGUGAUUUUGAUGAGAUGAUGGACAAACACAACAAUGAUCUCCAUAACAUACAAGAGGAAUAUGAGAAGCGCCUACAACAGUUGACAGACAGCCUGCAGUUGAUGGAGGAAACACGCUUCCAGAUGCAGGAACAGUUGAAACAGCAGCAGCAACAACAGCAACAACAGAUCGAAUACCAACAACAACAAUUGUUAAAGCAACAGCAUGCCCCUCGUCCACCACAGCGCCCCCUGUCUCAGGAGAGUCGCCGGUCAGCGAGUAGCGCCACACGACGGGAGGCCCAGCCACAGCCCCCACCACUGGUGCCCGUCAACACUGCAUCCCCUACCAUGGAGACCAUUCCUAUCCCUCCCAGGUCCAGUCCUAGCCGACCAGAAACUGCUCCAGACAUGAGAAAGUCUCACCCUCUGCCAUCUGUACGCCAACCUAAACCUGCCCGGCCGUCCCGCCCCACCCCUCAACACUGGGGGCCAGGCAUUCCGGAGGAUUUCCUGGACCGUCUGGCCUGGUUCGAGGAAGAGUCAAACAAACAUAAGGAGGAGAUGGUCAGCAAGAUCUCCAAACAAAUCCAGGAGGACAUCGAGAGGAAGCUAGCCGGUCAGCACAAACUCAGCAAGAAAGAGGAGGAGAUAUACGAUGCCCUCAAAGAAGUGAGUUUACCGGCAUUGUUUAUGCCAUACAAGAGAGGUACAGUGUUCAACCCGAGAGCCCACCAGUACUUUCAUCCCAAUGGAUCCAGUGAUUUACGAUUGACACAGCCUCCCUCCAUGAUCCAGUUACCUCCCUUGCCAAAUAAAUCGAAAAUGUCAGUAUUAAAUCUGUUUGAACUGAGUCGGAACUUUAACCGGGGCCAGGCGUGGCUGAUGGAGAAGUACAUCCAACAACAGGAACCAGCAGAGAACACCCGAGGAAUGGUUCCCCACACACCUGCACCCACUGCCGACAAAACGGGCUCAAUGGAUGGACAACACCAACCCGACAUUAGUACCACCCAGCUGAGUAAUGUUGGUACCACUAAUCCUGAGCGUGACGCUGACGUCGAAAUGUGAUAACCAUGGGAGCUUGACCUGGAAAUGUGAUAAUCAUGGGAGCUUGACCUGGAAAUGUGAUAAUCAUGGGAGUUUGACCUGGAAAUGUGAUAACCAUGGGAGCUUGACCUGGAAAUGUGAGAAACAUGGGAAGGUGACCUUAAAAUGUGAGAAACAUGUAGCUUGACCUUUAAAUGUGACAAACAUCGUAGCUUGACCUUGAAAUGUGAUAAACAUUGGAGGUUGACCUGAAAGUGUGAUUAAAAAAUUACAGAACCAGUAAACCUGGGUAGGAAGUAGACUUAAAUAUGUGAUAAACUUACUUUCAAAAUACGUAAAAUAAUAUAGGAACUGAAUAUUCUAAAUGGUAUGUAACUUUCAUUCAACAAAUUGAAAUAUUAAGAGACUUAUUCAAUCUGUAUGUUUUAGUCAUGUUUAUGAUGAUUUAGUUAUGUAACAUGGAGGAAUACAACCAACCACUCUCACUCGAGUGAGUUCAGGGUGUUAUUCAUGGCAUUACAGUAGAGUUGGAGUUUAUACUUGGCCAAUAUCCCACUCUAGUAAGUUAGCCAUACUGCAAUGAUUAUGUCUCCUGUUUUAAUGAAAGGAGACAUAUUGUACGAGUACUGGGUCUAAUGGCAACUUGUCCAGGUGUAUAUUUAAGCCUUGUUAAUUGCUUUAUAGUGCUACAGGUGUAAUCUUAUCUUUUGUACUUUUGAAGAAGAAAAAAAGAACUUGUCUCUCCAUAUCGGCCAAUGCAUAUUUGCUUUGCAUUCAUUUUGACCUUUGACUUAUAGGUAAAUGCCUCAGUGAUCUAAAUACACUAGUGCAUGAAAUGUUUGCACCUAUUUGACCUUGAAGUGAAGGUCACAGUGACCAAAUUUAAGUGUACAACUCCUGGGGAUGAUGCAGGUAUACUUAAAAGUUUCAUGAAGUACUUUUUACAGUUUCAAAAUUACCGGGUGACAAUGUCAAGAUUAUAUUAGAACCAGUUACCUCCUUAUAGUCCUCUAGUCUCCUCAUCAAUUGAAAGGAGGGGACUUAAUUCAUUUCAGAUCCUAAUUUACUACAGGUGUAUUCUGAUUGGGUAGACAUAGUCUUAAAUACAAUUUAAUCCUCAUUUACAGUACUAUGAUACCCCAUGCUAUAUUGAAUUAGAAUCUGAAUUGGAGAGUACACCUCGAUUGGCAGGACAUAAUGCUGUAAUGAUGUGCUGUUUUCAUGUGCAAUACUAUUAACUUGAUAUUCUUGUAUCAAACGAAACAUCAAAAGUCUUCUGUAUAGCAUAAUGAUAAAGAUUUCGCAAGCUGUUAAAGUUUAUACCAAAGUUGAAUCGUAGUGUACAUAUAUUGUACAUACUGUAAUUAGUAGAUCAGAUUGUACAUUUGUUUAUCAGAUACAUGUAGGUAGGCACAGACUUUGUAAAUACAUUGUAAAUAAUAUAACUCUUUCAAUAUAUGUAUUGUUGAAACUGUAAUAAAAUGUGAUCUGAC